Trachymyrmex cornetzi is the source of this 727-nucleotide messenger RNA. RefSeq lists its product as uncharacterized. Bases 83 to 727 code for a protein of 214 amino acids. NCBI's taxonomy places the organism in Eukaryota, Metazoa, Arthropoda, Insecta, Hymenoptera, Formicidae. The record is from RefSeq and is a predicted model, not a curated record. The transcript has 2 exons.
UUCAGCCCAUGAUGUAGAGGCAACUGAUGCUCUUAUUAAGUUUGUCGGAAGUGAUCGCUUUAAAUCUCUGCUAAAAGACAAAAUGAGCAAAAAGAAGAACGUUUGGUCACAAAUUGCCAAAGAAAUGAUGAUUCUGGGUUAUAAUUUUAGUAAUCGAGACCCAGGUACAGUUUGUUCUCAAAAGUGGAGGAACAUGGAAGGAAAAACUAUAACAUUCAUUCAAAAUGGAGGGUCUAAGAGCACUGGAGCUGGGAAGUUGAAAAAGCCUGCAUUUUAUGAUGAAGUACGAGACAUUAUUAAAGAUUCUGCUAAGGCAACCCCAGUUAAUUUAAUGGACACAAUGUCAGACCUGUCUAGUCAAACCUCAUCGUCAUCAGUAUCAAAUGAUUUUUUAAAAAGCAGUAAAUGUUCUCAAGAAUUCAGUUGCAGCGCCAAGGAUUCUGACGAGCCUCUGUCUGACGAUGAUGCAAAAGAAUUGAUUUCCAACCAGAAGAAAGUGAGCCCUUUUCUAAAAGUACAAAAUACUACCAAGGCCAAGAAACGAAAAAUUGACAACAGUGCCUUACUGAAUUUUUUAAAACAGGAUUCAGAAGAGAGAAAAACGCAGAAUAAAAAUCUUGUACAGCUUCUAACUAAAAAAAUGGAACAAGAAAAAGAAUCGAAAAAACAAAUGUUGGAAAUUCUCUCUAAUUAUUGGACAAAAUAUGUGGCACUUCUCAAGACUUAA